GAUGGCAGAAGUUUUCAUUUGAAAUAGCCUAAUCUAAUGAAUAUAAAUUCGCACAAGUAUUUUCUUCCUGGUUGUUAAAUCUUAGAUUUACGAGUGCGUAUAUUAAUAUAAUAAUUUGUAUUGAUAAAUACGGAAUAAAUGCUUCAAAACACAGAACUAACUGUAAAGUAGGCUAUUCGCUUCUGAUUGACGUUUCACUUCGAAAACUCUCCUCAAAUAAAAUGGUCCGUUAUCAGUUUAUUAUAAGAGCCGACGAGGCAAGUCUUCAGUUUCGUAAACAAGUUUUAGCCAUUUUGUCAUGAUCCAGUAGGCUAGGCUACAGCUUACGUGUACCCCAAGUGGGACAGCCACAACAGGAAAUAAAAAGAAGAAGAGAGAGAGAGCAUAAAACAAAUGUACAAAUCUUGUACACAAAUCCAAAUGUAUGAAGACAGGCUGAGCAGAAUACACACAAAAUUCGAAACAAAAAGCACCAAAUGGAUUUAAUUUCAUGCUUUCAAAAAUAUACACUAAAAAAGUCGGACUUUGAAUCUCGGGAACAACACUUUCACAGGGAAAGAUCGUGGUUAUGGAAGCUUUUUACUGGGCUGUGUCUACUGAUAGUCAUGUGUUUUCUGGUUAUAUGGUCUUAUAUGGGAAAUGAAAGAAAGAAACGCCCUCCACCCAUCUUUUUGUUUCAGCACUGUGCAGAGCGCCAUUGCUCUUCAAACUCCAGCUCUCCUGCAGCAGUCAAUUCAGAAGUCUCAGUAACUAAUAAGUCUCAAUCUCAGUCACCAAUAAAUUCUUUUUAUUCUGAAUUAGGAAUUAGUUCAGAUACCUACUCCAGGUUACAGCAGUCUAUUAAAUGGGCAGAGCCAGACAGAUCAAUCACAAAUGUGUCCAUGAGUACUAGUCCAGCUCACACAACAUUCACCAUAGCGAACCUGAAAGACAGCUACCAAAUUGGAGAGCAACUUUUAGUUUUGGUGCAUGCAAAGGAUUUUGAUAAUAAGUCUAAAAGUUAUGGAGGCGACUUUUUUCAAGCCAAGCUGUUCUGGUCUAAAACUAAGGUCAGUGACUUUAAAUGUUAUUUUACUGGAACUACUAAUCUGUUGUAUUUAAACUCUGCACCUGGAUCAGAGAGAGAGAGUUGCAUUGAGAAUGUUCCUCUGUCACAGGCCAGUGUGUUUGGGGAGGUGCGGGACCUGCUCAACGGCUCCUACUCGGUGCGUCUCCUCCUGCCGUGGGUCGGUGAAGCUCAGGUGGCUGUGCGUUUAAUUCACUCCAGUGAAGCUGUGCAGGUCCUGAAGCAUCACAGAGAUACUAACUCUGAUAGGGUGUACUUUAAUGGAUAUUAUGAGGGACCAGGACCAAAUAAGACCAGGUUGAGUGAAACAGUGAAGUGUAAUGUGAAGUGGGACAAGAAUGGACUAGAGAGAAUGGGAACAGGAGACUGUUGCUGUGAAUACAAAGAUCCCCGUACUGGAGAAACAUGGCGCUGUCAGAGACCCAAAUCACUGCCAUGUAGUGCCCUUGUGUACCAUUCUAUGGGCGGUUAUACAGACCGUUUGACUAAUAAUGACAAGAUGCUUAUGAAACAAACUAAUAAAGGUAUCAAUGGAGAUAAGAGCAUCAUCAGAAUUUUUCAUCAUCAGAAUGAUAUUAAUGACAUAACAGAAAAAUGUCGUCCUGGUUUACACACUCCAGUCCCAGCCGGCUUUUACCUGAAUGAUGUGUGGACGUCUUUUGUCUGUAGCACAAGACAUUUUACAACCCAAACGACAACAGAGUGCCUGAAAGACAAACACAUCUACAUGAUGGGAGACUCGACUUUGAGGCAGUGGUUCGAGUUCUUUGUGAAAGAAGUACCAACGCUGAAGCAGAUGAACCAGCAUGUCCAAUAUCAGACAGGGCCGCUUCUAGCAGUGGAUGUGGAGAACAACAUUGACUUACACUGGAGGGCUCACGGGUUUCCUCUGCGCUCUCGGAAAACUGCAGUUGCUAAUCUGCAUUACAUCAGUAAUGAGAUCGAUGACCUGGCUGGAGGAUCCCACACGGUCAUUAUUUUCAAUCUGGGGCCCCAUUUCACCACGUACCCUCUGGAGUUCUUCACCCAGAGAGUGUUGAGGAUCCGCAAAGCUGUUCUAGCAUUGUUACAACGGGCCCCUGAUACUACUGUUAUAAUCAAGACUGUCAACACUGGCUAUAAGGAUAUUUUCGGCAGUGAUUGGUAUUCUCUACAGUUGGACAGAAUUCUCCGUUGGGCUUUUCAGGAUGUUGGUGUUUAUACUCUGGAUGUGUGGCAAAUGACAGCCUGUCACUACAACAAUGAAGACAUCCAUCCAGGCCCUGUCAUCAUCAAAAAUGAGAUUGACAUUUUACUCUCUUUUAUUUGCAAGAAUUAAUUUAAAAGAUUUUACUAGAGGGCUACUAUAGGGGUCAAAAUAGAACUUUAGUAAAAUAUAAGAGUAAAUAACUAAAUUGUAAUUAAUUUUUAUUUAAAAAUUACAAUUGUAGCUAGACAGUUGCCUAUGGCUAUGAUUGUACUAUUACAGUUGUCUGUUUGAUUUUAUAGUCUUAAGCAUUCAGAAAUGACACACAAUAAAUUUUUACUUCAAUAAAACCAAGGAUUAGUUUCUGUAAGGGUUGUGAUGUCCACGUUUUUGUUGAAGAAAUUAUAGAGUCUAGCAUUUCUAUCGCAAAAAGGUGACCAAAAAUUAAAGAUUAAGUGGAUAUUUUAAUUAAAUGUUUGGUCAAUAUUAAACAAGGAUUUGAUCAUCCUGUUACAACAGCAAUUAUCAGGCCUUUGGCGCCCUUUGCAGGCAUUUGUAAUAAUAGUCUAUGUAAUGUACAUAAAUUGUUUAUUUUGUAUUACAU
Molecule: messenger RNA, 2856 nt
Organism: Carassius carassius (crucian carp)
Lineage: Eukaryota; Metazoa; Chordata; Actinopteri; Cypriniformes; Cyprinidae
Product: NXPE family member 3-like
Exons: 7
Coding region: 477-2384 (635 amino acids)
Source: RefSeq, a predicted model, not a curated record